UUUGUUAGUUAUAAAUGAUGGUCGAGAAAACGAAAAAUACUAAAAUUUACAAUAGUUCAAAUUAAUUAGAUGUGCAAUUUUUCUUUGCAUAAUAUACCUUAGGAAAUUAAGAUUAUAAUCGCGUAUCUUUAAGAUCGGAAGAAGAUUUCUGUGCUGUUGUUUUUAUGUCUGGUUGUCUUAGCGUCAGAGUGACAUCGGCUAAGAAACGGAAAAAAAAAAAAGGCUAAGUAUUUUUCUUAAAUUUAAUCGGCAGGUGGAACAUCUAGUUUCAACUUCUAUGUAGGUAAAUACGUAUUUCUGAAUGAAGAGAAUCUGUUUUCCAUGUUUUGGUGAAAUUAUAUUGUUAUUGGGUAAAUAUAUUGAGAGAUAUAGGAGGAUAAUUUAUUUUUUUAUUUUAUAGCAGAAAUACAUAAUAAACGAAUAUGGCACUUUAUAUACAUCAAACUUAUGCCCCUCAAAGUGUAGAUGUUACUUACCAGGAUCUUGGAAAUAGGGGUUUGCAGCAACAUCAUCAGAUGUAUGCUGAACCUGUUAUACAGCAACAUCAAAUGUAUAGAGAUCCUGGAGUUCAGCAGCAAAUAUAUGCUGAACAUAUUAUUCCUCAGCAUACUCAGAUAUAUCGGGAAGAAGAUCUUCAGCAGCAUCAAAUAUAUCGCACGGAAGACCUUCAGCAACAUCAAAUAUAUAGAGAGGUUCAAGCACCACCUCAGCCUCCACAAGCUCCUCCACAGACUGUACAAGUGCAUAUAUGUGAUGUUUGCCAUAAAACAUGCAAAUCUAAAAGUGAAUUACAAUCUCAUUAUGCUGGGCAUACAGGUGAAAAGGCCCAUAUAUGUGAUGUGUGUCAUAAAGGUUUUACACAGAAAAGUAGUCUUCAAACUCACUAUUUGAUACAUACUGGAGAUAAACCUCAUGUGUGUGAUGUUUGUAAUCGUGGCUUUACUGAUAAGAGUACACUGCGUAAACAUAGUUUGAUUCACACUGGCCAGAAGCCUCAUGUUUGUGACAUAUGUCAGAGGGGAUUUGUACAAAAAAUUACUCUUAGAAAACAUUAUCUUACUCAUACUGGAGAAAAGAAUCAUAUAUGUGAAAUAUGCAACAAGGGAUUUGCUCAAAAAAGCACACUUCGUACUCAUUAUCUUGUGCACUCUGCUGAUAGGGAAGGUAAAAGAAGAAGCCGGGGUAAAAAAAAUAAAAAGAAUGAGGAAGAAGAAAAACCACUUGUACCAGAGCAACCUGAACCAGAACCACAGCCUCAACAACAGCCACCACCAGAACAACCUCAACCAGAAAUGGAGCAGCUUGCCGUAGUGGAACAACCUGAACCAGAACCUUGUGACAUGGGUUUUGCAGAUAACAGUGGGUCUCAUGAUCAAGCAUUAAUGCAUGCAGAGCCACAGGUAUUUUUAGAAAAUACACAGGCAUUUGCUAUAGAUCAGCCUCUCACACAUAUGGUACACCAAGCUCUAAAUAUUGGACCACAAGGUCUUCAUCCUUUGAUAUCAGUUGAUCCUCAAGGACUUGCACAUGUUGGACAUCAGACAUUGACCCAGAUUGGUCACCAAACAUUAGCACAGAUUGGACAUCAAACAUUUACAAUCAUUGGUCAACAGCCUUAUACUACCAUUGACCAACAGCCUAUGACACAUAUUGUCCAUCAGACUAUGGCUCCUAAUGUAGAAGAUCAAAAUGUACCACCUGGCCUUCCUCAGAUAUUUGCAUGUGACCAAUGUCCUAAACAGUUUAAAAGGAAAUGUGACUUUCAGAAGCAUUAUCUUGUUCAUACUGGAGAAAAGUCGUUUUUCUGUGAUGUUUGCAAUAAAGGUUUUAUGACUAAAGUUGCAUUACAAAAGCACUAUAUUAUGCAUACUGGAGAAAAACCACAUUCUUGUUCGGUGUGUAACAAAAGUUUUGCAAAAAAGAGCAGCCUUGCAACACAUUUCUUAGUGCAUACUGGGGAAAAGCCACAUACAUGUUCGUUUUGUGGGCGGCGUUUUAAAGAUAAGAGUACUCUGCGUAAGCAUUGCCAAAUUCAUACUGGGCAGAAGAACCAUGUAUGUGAUAUAUGUCAGAAAAGAUUUGUUCAAAAAAGUACACUUCGUAAACACCUCGUUACACAUACGAAGGAAAAAUUGUUUAAAUGUGAAACAUGCAAUAAAAGGUUCACUCAAAAGUACAGUCUUCAUGUCCAUUAUCAAAUUCACAAACGGCCAAGACCAUUUGUUUGUGAUCAGUGUGAAGAAUCGUACACAACACAAGCAGAACUUGAUAAACACUAUAGAAUUCAUACGGGUGAAAAGCCGCAUACUUGUCAUAUCUGUAAAGAAGGGUUCGAUGAGAAAGCUCGUCUGAAUCGGCAUAUGCUUGGACAUACAGGAGAGAAGCCAUUUGUUUGUGACAUUUGUCAGAGAGGAUUUAAAGAUAAAUGUAACAUGCAGAGACAUUAUUUAACACACACGGGAGAAAAGCCUUUCGCAUGUGAUCUUUGUGAAAGGCGUUUUAGAGAAAAAGCUAAACUUUUGAAGCACAAAGCCCGCCGCCAUAACAAAACUAAGACCCCGCCAGCUCCCACAGUUCAGCCCAUCCGAAAGGUUAUUAUUAUAAAGACUUUGUCAACUGAUUAUUAUUAUAACAGAAAAUAUUAUUAGAAAUAUUCACUAGCCUGUAACGUGCUAUGCAUGGGGCUCAAAUUUUUGUAUCAGACUUGUUUUGUGAUGUGUGAAACGUCUUUUUACUUAAUGAAAUUCGGAUAUUUUUCAAGAUUAAUCACAAUUUUAAUUUAUAUCCUCUCUUAAAAGGUAAAUAAUUAGUAUGAUUUCUGAAUAUGCAGCUUUGCAUUUUUUAUAUAUUAUAUGUAUUUCAGAAUAAUGAUAUUUGCUUUUAUUCAUGAAGUAAUAUAUAAUAAAAUUUUAAUCUUUAUUGCCCCUUUAACAUUCAUUGCUAGAUUUUCAUUUCAAAAUGAAAACCAGUAACCAUUUAUUUUCUGAUUUAGUUCAAACUGUGUAUAUCAUAUGAAAUAAAUAUGAUGAAAAGAAAAGUCCGCAAUUUCGUAAGAUAAAAUUUAAAUCCAACAUUACUCUGCAGUUUCUUUUGAUUUGCAAUUAUGCUGUGUAUUUUCUAAAAAGAAACUGAAUUUGCAUUCAUGACUUAUUUAAGAAGUGUUUACUGGAAAAAUGAGAAUGCAGGCAUAAUGUAUAAUGCUGUUUUAUUCUGGAUUUGAAUUCUUGCCAUAAAAAUAAUAAAAUAUUACAUCAUAAUAGUUUAAAUUGUGCUACUUGUAAAAAAAGUAUUCUGGCACUUUUGUGCUCUGAAAACCUAAAAUAUGAUGUUAUGAAUAUGUGAAAUUUUUUAAAAAUUAAUAGCUGGAAAUUGGAAAAACUAUGUUACUUUUUCAAAGAGGGAAAUGUGUACAACUCUGCUGAUAUGCGUAUUGAUUUCACUUAGUACUUUGUAGUCAUUAUUUUCUUUUUUACCAUCAAUAAGAAGUACUAUAUAGAACUGAGUGUUUGAAAAUAAUCCAUACGUCCCCCGUUAUCUUGACCACCUAAGAAUUAAAAUUUACUGUUGAGUUCUUUACAUUUUUUUAUGCUUUAGUUAUUAUUAGAUUUGAUUAAUUGCUAUAUAUAUUUGUGAAUUUAGUCAAAGUAUGUAUAAAUUAUUUAAUAAUGCAGCAUAAUGUAUCUUAAAUAUGAUAUCAAAUUAUUCUUUUCAGUAUUGAUUAUGAGUAAGAUAAUAAUUUUAUCACAAAGGCAGAUAAAAUUUGCUACACUUUUGCAGCCUGAGAUUUAUACUGACAGUUUUUUCUAUUCAGAGAUUUAUACUAACAUUUACAUGGGAAAAUUGUUAUAUAUAUGUUCAAUGCUGUUAUGUUAGAUUAAAAGUAUGAUUUAAGUGGGCAAUGUUUUUAUACAUUUGAUUUUACAUGCAUAAAUUUUCUGCAUUAAGAAGUAGAUGUUUAGAAAUAAUAUGAAAUAUGAAAAUUUUUUACUGGUAAUGACAGUCGAUGAAGGGUGAUUUUAUUCAACUUGAAUUGACUAUUUUUAUAUAUAAUAAAAAUGUAGUAGAUCCAA
Molecule: messenger RNA, 4070 nt
Organism: Stegodyphus dumicola
Lineage: Eukaryota; Metazoa; Arthropoda; Arachnida; Araneae; Eresidae
Biological process (GO): regulation of transcription by RNA polymerase II
Cellular component (GO): nucleus
Molecular function (GO): RNA polymerase II cis-regulatory region sequence-specific DNA binding; DNA-binding transcription factor activity, RNA polymerase II-specific
Source: RefSeq, a predicted model, not a curated record